AUGGAGGCUCUUGACGCUGCUGGCCGCAAAGUCUCCCUACUUAACGAUGAGGUUCCUCGCCGACAUCCUUCGUAUGCAGUCUCCCAUGUCGAUGCUACCCCUCCUUCCGGUGCCUCGUCUCCGACCAGCCAGCGACCAUGGCGAUUGGGCUCCUAUGACUCUCAAAUUACCAGUGAUAGCGAUGCCGCCUCCCCACUCACUUCCACUCUCGGCCAUUCCUACGCCACGUCGCAAACAGCCAGCCGCGCUUCCAACACCAAGCGCCCGCUGCACUCCGCGCGAAGCCGUUCCGCCUCCAACAAGGAUGAGAUUCCCGUUACUAGCCAAGACUACCCUGCCAAGCGCUACCUGUGCCGCUUCCGCGACUCUCACAGCUGCGAUAGGACCUUUACCACCUCCGGCCACGCCUUACGCCACUCGAAUAUUCACACCGCUAAAAAGGAUACCCAGUGCAGCUAUCCAGGCUGCCAAAAAAAGUUUACUCGCGUCGACAACAUGAAGCAGCAUCUCAGGACGCAUUACAAGGACAAGUCCCGCGCCACAGAGCACAACUCUGCUGCCGGUCAUGAAGGAUACCCCAUCGCUGCGAUGGAGCUCGUCCAUGAUACUUCCCGUAAUUCUUCCGAUUGA
Akanthomyces muscarius is the source of this 630-nucleotide messenger RNA. RefSeq lists its product as uncharacterized. Gene Ontology annotation, molecular function: RNA polymerase II cis-regulatory region sequence-specific DNA binding; DNA-binding transcription factor activity, RNA polymerase II-specific. Gene Ontology annotation, biological process: regulation of transcription by RNA polymerase II. The transcript has a single exon. The record is from RefSeq and is a predicted model, not a curated record. The coding region runs from base 1 to 630 and encodes 209 amino acids. Gene Ontology annotation, cellular component: nucleus. NCBI's taxonomy places the organism in Eukaryota, Fungi, Ascomycota, Sordariomycetes, Hypocreales, Cordycipitaceae.